GGAAGAACUAGCGGGGGCACCGGGGGGUGGGAUAAAGAGUUGGGAUGCCCACGGCUUGACGUUCUUUUUGAACUUUGGAUUUGGAUUCUUGUUUGGAUAUUGGUUUGGUCCCUUUCUCUACUGUGCCCCUUCCGCUACUGAGGUGCUUGCAGUUGUGAGGUCAUAGUGAGCUAGCUGGUAGGGAAUUGAUAUCACAUAUCUGGUAAUUUUGAUGUGUAUUGCUCAGCUACUGUACCUCUCCCCUAAACAAAAGUCAUAUGUAUUUCUUUGCAACAAACCCUCCUCCGAGGGAACAAACAAGCGAAUAUAUUAUGGCUUCAGAAACAGUCCUGCCAGAAAAUGACACCAGCAUCGGCACCAGCGGAAAAGAUUCAACAGCCCACCAAUCAGAUCCCGAAAAAGCACUACCUCCAAAAAUGGAUGAAUCAAAUAACUCAGAAUACAUGAACAAUCUGGAAAGACAGCAUGUAAGUCUUUAUAUCCCCACAUCUCAAACCUCUACCUUCCAACACCUCAACAGUCCCCUUCCAUCCAAAGCAUCUCCCAAAAAUCCAACGAGAUCCAACGAACAACAACAAAAACCAGUUUCCGAAGCGGCAAAAGUAAAUUAUCUCGGAUAGCAACAAACCUCACUUCUCUCAGCAAGAAAGAAGGAUUAGCACCCCAGCCUAUACCUCUCAUGGACCUCGACAAGGGACUUGUCGGGUGGGAAUCUCAAGAUGAUCCUGAGAUGCCUUUGAAUUUUGCCGAGGGGAGAAAGUGGUUACUUAUAUCGUUGAUUUCGAUGAGUACUUUCAUUUCACCACUUGCUUCUUCUAUGUUUGCUGUAAGUACUAUAUAUCCACCUAUGUGUAUGGGAGAGAUGGAUGGUCACUGAUUGUUUCUGAAGCCUGGAGUUCCGUUUAUGAAUGCGGAGUUUCAGAAUAGUGUUCUCUUGCUGGGCUCUUUGACCGUGAGUAUCUAUGUUCUGGGAUAUGCAGUUGGUCCAUUGAUUUUGGCUGUAAGUGCUUUGCAUCCCUCCUCGCUUACGAAUUCCGCAGGAGAAAAAAUAACAUAACUAACAUCAAUCAUAGCCUCUAUGCGAGAUCUACGGUCGUCGUUUCGUCCUAACCGGAGCCAACACCUUCUUCUGCCUCUGGCAAAUCGGCUGCGCUCUAUCACCGAACCUAGGCUCCCUCAUCAUCUUCCGUUUCUUCGCUGGAGUCGGAGGCUCAGGAUGUCUAACCAUAGGAGGCGGCGUGAUAGCCGACCUCUUUCACCCCGACCGCCGUGGACUGGCCAUGUCCAUCUACUCCGUCGGACCACUCCUCGGUCCUGUCAUCGGUCCCGUCUGUGGGGGAUUUAUCGCCCAACGGGCAGGCUGGCGAUGGGUCUUUUGGAUUCUGCUCAUAGCAGGAAGCGUAGUGACAGUCGGAAUCGAAUGCUUCAACCAAGAAACCAACCAUCGAGUGCUCAUCCAGCGAAAAGUCGCACGCCUCUCCAAGUCCCUCAACCACCCAGAUCUAGUAAGCUGCUACACCCCCCACGGCGCCCAAGCCCCCCUUGAAGUCCUAAAAUCCGGCCUGAUCCGUCCCAUAAAAAUGCUCUUCCUCUCACCAAUCAUCUGCCUCCUCUGCCUCUACAUGGCCGUCAUCUACGGACUCCUCUACCUCCUCUUCACAACCAUCACCACCGUCUUCACCACCACCUACGCCUGGCAACCCGAACUCUGCGGGCUGGCCUACAUCGGCCUCGGACUCGGCUUCCUCAUCGGCCUCGUCGUCGUAGGACGCAUCUCCGACCCAACCGUCGUCCGCAUGACACGCGCCAACAACGGCACCUUCGAGCCCGAGAUGCGGUUACCAGCCUGCAUCUUCUUCGCCUUCUUCAUCCCCACCUCUUUCUUCUGGUACGGCUGGGCCGCUGAAGCAGGCGUACAUUAUAUUGUCCCCAUCCUUGGUCUCAUCCCCUUCGGCUUUGGGAUGAUGGGGAUCUGGAUCCCGAUCCAGACAUAUGCCAUCGACUCCUUCCCGGAAUUCGCGGCGAGUGCUAUCGCUGCGUUGACGGUGUCGCGAAGCUUGUUUGGUGCUGUCUUGCCGCUUGCGGGGCCGGAUAUGUAUCAGAGGCUGGGUCUGGGGUGGGGGAAUAGUGUGUUGGGGUUUAUUGCGGUGGCGAUUAUUCCCGCGCCGAUGUUGAUUUUUAGGUUUGGGGGGAGGAUUAGGAGGAGGUAUUCGCUUGUGUUGUGAGGUUGAGUUGGGUUGUUGUGGGGUGUAUGUUUUUUGGGUUUGGGAACUGUUUAUAGAGGAGAGGAAGCCUUGCAUUGAGCGGGUGUUUUGGGUAUAUACGGAAAAUUAAGGGUGGUUUUUGGGUUAGGUGUUAUUAGCUUCUUUAUGGAAUAGUAUAGGAGGAUAGAUAGGUAAAUUAGGAAUAG
Messenger RNA from Hymenoscyphus albidus, 2410 nucleotides. The record is from the annotation of a GenBank genome assembly. Lineage: Eukaryota; Fungi; Ascomycota; Leotiomycetes; Helotiales; Helotiaceae.